Brugia malayi is the source of this 498-nucleotide messenger RNA. RefSeq lists its product as uncharacterized. Gene Ontology annotation, molecular function: actin filament binding. Gene Ontology annotation, biological process: actin filament fragmentation; actin filament severing; cell motility. The coding region runs from base 1 to 498 and encodes 165 amino acids. Gene Ontology annotation, cellular component: cytoplasm; actin cortical patch; actin cytoskeleton. Lineage: Eukaryota; Metazoa; Nematoda; Chromadorea; Rhabditida; Onchocercidae. The transcript has 5 exons. The record is from RefSeq and is a predicted model, not a curated record.
AUGUCAACGUCUGGAGUAAGUGUUAAUCCUGAUGUCCAGCGAUCAUUUCAACGUCUUUCGGAUAGUAAAGAAUACAGAUAUAUUCUUUUUAAAAUAGAGGAUCGUGAGGUGGUUGUUGAAGCUGCCGUAACUCAAGAUGAAUUAGACCUUACUGUGGAUGAUUAUGAAACAAAUUCAAAAGAAGCAUUUGGACAUUUCGUAGAAGAUUUGAGAGAAAGGACAGAUAAUUUCAAAGAUUGCCGAUAUGCGGUCUUUGAUUUCAAAUUUACAUGCUCGAGAGUUGGUGCAGGAACUUCGAAAAUGGACAAAAUUGUUUUCCUUCAAAUAUGUCCUGAUGGUGCAUCAAUUAAAAAGAAAAUGGUUUAUGCUUCAUCAGCAUCAGCAAUUAAGGCAUCACUUGGUACUGAGAAAAUUAUUCAAUUCCAGGUAUCCGAUGAGUCUGAAAUGUCACAUAGAGAGUUGAUUUCAAAGCUUACUGAGAAAUAUGGCGACCGAUAA